AUGGGGGUAUUUAAUUCUAAACAACCUGAAUUACCGGAAUAUCCUCAUUUAAAUAUUUCAAAUUUUCCGAAAUCCGAAGGAGAAACUAUAACACUCAAAGAUGGUCGAUUAUUAGGAUUUAAAGAAUAUAAAUUUCAACAUAUAACUUCACAUCCAAUUGCAAAUGAUUUCAAUAAAGAACAUGUAAUUUUGUUAAUUCCUGGUUUGCCCAGCUCAAGAUUCUUUUGUCACCCACAAGUCCUCGCUUCUUUACCAAAGAAUCCGAAUAAUUUCUCUUCCCAUAAUGAUGAUUCAUUAUCUGAUAAUAACACCUUAAAUAUAAAAUUAUAUGUAUUAGAGAGACCAGGCAUUGGUUUAUCUACUUUUAUUAAGAGAUCAUUUUUGGAUUUUUCUCAAGAUAUAAGUGAAUUCUGUGAUCAAAAACAAAUUACGAAUUGCUCUUUAAUUGCAUACUCUGCUGGUGGUCCAUACGGUCUUGCCGCCGCUUAUGCAAUAGGAAAACCUUCUUCCAAUUCUAAUAAACCUUUAAUUACAAAAGCGGCUAUUAUUAGUUCAAUUGCACCUUAUAAUGCACCUAGUCUGACUAUUCACAUGCCUUGGAAAUUAAAAUUUGCUUGGUGGUUAACAAAGAAUGGAGUUGGAUUAUUAUCAGCGAUAGCAAGAAUGGAAUCAAAUACUGCUAUAAAAGAUCCAGUUAAAGCAAAUAGAAUAGGUCUUAGCACUGGACCUCUAUCAGAUUUAAAAUGUGUUGAAAGUGUUGAAGGUGUAGAAGAAAUGUUUAUUGAAAGUUCAUUAGAAAUGUAUUCUAGAGGUCAAAUUGAAACUGAAUGUUAUGAAUAUUCUUUAUGGGGAAAAGAUUGGGGGUUUCAACUGAAUGAAAUUUGUGGUGGUGUAAAAUGUAAAAUUUGGCAUGGCGAAGAAGAUAGUGGCACAACGGUAUCUAUGGGUAAAUAUAUUGCUGAACAAAUUCCUGGUUGUGAAUCUAGUUUUGUUGAAGAAAAAGGUCAUCUGCUUUAUUUUGAAAUUUGGAAUGAUGUGAUUGAAUGGUUGGUCACAUCAUAA
Molecule: messenger RNA, 1062 nt
Organism: Funneliformis geosporum
Lineage: Eukaryota; Fungi; Glomeromycota; Glomeromycetes; Glomerales; Glomeraceae
Source: the annotation of a GenBank genome assembly